CAUUUUCAGAGCGCAUGAUUUAGACGGUCGUCACUAAACUGUCACCUGCUACAAGCGAAGAGGAGAAGCAGUAAAGGCGUUUCAACUAAACCUUUCACAGUAAUAAUAAUAAUAAUAAUAAUAAUAAUAAUAAUAAUAAUAAUAAUAAAAGAGUUAGUGUGUAUAUGAUCAUUUUUUAAGUAGACUUGUUUGAGUUUUUCAAAGAGGGACUCUUUUUUUAAUCCUGAGGAAGAGGAGCUCUGGAAUCGACCAUCGGUGAGAUUCUGCUUUUCUGUGCUAACAAUAAAAGUUUAACAGGAGGUGUUGGAGAUCGACAAACGUCACAUUAUACUCCCCGGGAUUUGUUAAGCUCAUCAGGGACGCUAACUGGAAGAGGAUAUAUAACUUUUCAACUGGUGUUUGUGGAGAGGCGCGGAGAGCGGAGGAAUCCUCGCUGCUGCAGCCGGGAGGAGCGCGCAGCGUAGCGCGGAGCAGCUCAUUGACCCAAAGGACUGUCGGGGACAAGGUUAUGACGGAACUGAGCUGAACAUGGAGCUUUACUGGAUUUUGUUUUUUUCUAGUCUCUAUGGUCUUGUCCGGGGCCAAGGAGUUUACGCUCCAGCCAACGCCCAGAUCGUGCACUCUGGUGCAGCGUGUAACUUCAAAGAUGAUAACAUAAGCGAAAGAAUCUACACCAUCAAAGAAGGAGACACAUUGGUACUUCAGUGUAUUGUUAAAGGACACCCACGGCCACAGGUGCGGUGGACAAAGACAGCAGGCAGUGCUUCAGACAAGUUCCAGGAAACAUCCAUCUACAAUGAGACUCUGCGCAUCGAGGGCAUCCAGAGAGUGCAGGGGGGUCGCUACUACUGCAAAGCCGACAACGGGGUGGGGGUGGCUGCCAUCAAGUCCAUCCGCGUAGAUGUGCAGUACCUUGAUACGCCUAUUCUAACAGUGCACCAGACCAUUAGCGAUGUGCGCGGCAGUUACUACCAAGAGAGGACAGUAUUUCUGCGCUGCACUGUCAACUCCAACCCUCCUGUACGCUUCAUCUGGAAACGUGCGAAUAAGGUCAUCGAACAGAGCAAGGACAAUGGAGUGGACAUCUACGAACCUCUUUACACCCAGGGUGAGACCAAGGUGCUGAAGCUGAAAAAUUUAAGACCCAAGGACUUCGCUGAUUACACCUGCCAGGUGUCUGUCCGUAAUGUUUGUGGCAUCCAAGAUAAGUCAGUCACCUUCAGGCUCACAAACAACACAACUCCCCCGAUGAUCCGACUGUCAGUCAACGACACUGUGGUGGUGGAUCCUGGGCAGGAUGUGAUCCUGACCUGUGAGGUGAUUGCAGGUUUCCCACAGCCCGCUGUGACGUGGUCGCGUUACCCCAACCCUCUUCCCCUCAGUGCCCAGGUUCGAGGGCCAUCACUGAUUUUGCGAGCUGUCACACCAGCUGAUGCGGGUUUCUACAACUGCACAGCUGUCAACAAUGUGGGCAACCCUGCUCGCAAGAAUGUCAAUCUUGUUGUCAGGACAAUGAGCAACCUGACCUUCCAAAUUACGCCAGACUCUAACAAGGACAGUGAGACUAUCCAAAUGGGUCGUGAGCUUAAACUGUCAUGCCACGUUGAUGCCACCCCUCAAGACAAAGUCAACUACACCUGGUACAAGAAUGGUGCACUAGUCUUCAACUCAGAUAGUCUGUUAUUACUGCGCAGUGACCCAGACAUGGCACCUGGCACCAGUAGCUUGGAAAUAGUGGAAAUGAAGUUUAGAGACCUGGCUACCUACAGCUGUAUGGCAAACUUCCCAGGCAGCAGAGUUCCAGAGCUCCGAGUGGACAUCAACAUCUCCCAGAACAGUGUAUCUCCUCCAGUGCUGUCAGUUCCACCAGAGCUUCAGAUUGUAAGCGUGCGUGAGGGAGGGAAUGCUGAGCUGGCCUGCCUGGUAAUAGAUGGUAAACCCCGUCCUCCAAUUCUGUGGUCACGGAUGGAAAAGGACCUGCUAAUGCCUUCAGGGAAGCCCAUGGAAGAGACACCUGAUGGACGCUUGAGGCUAAAGAACGUCAGCCGUGACAUGAUGGGGGUGUAUCGGUGUCAGACAGCUCCAUACAAUGGCCUCAACAUCAAGCGCAGAGAAGCCCAAGUCCAAUUGAAUGUCCAAUAUCCUCCAAUUCUGAACCCGGUCUUUCAGGAUGUGCGUUCAAGGAACUAUCAGACAGUGACCCUGAGAUGUACGGUUCUGCGAUCAAGCCCCCCGCGACUAACAGACAUCCGUUGGCUUCGUAAUGGUGAAUUCAUCCGAAUGUUGAUGCCAGACCUGAAAGAGACACCAGAAAUGAAGUUUAAACUGGAACCCUCCAACAACGGCUCCUAUGAAUGUCGAAUCAGUAAUAGUGUAGGAACAUCAGCGUGCACAUUUAAUGUCUCUGCAAACCCUUACGAUGCUGAGUUUUACUUUGAUACACCCAACCCUGUGCGCAUCCUGAAGGGAAACAACUACUCCUACAACCUACAGUGGACACAGAAAGAACCACAGGCCACAGACCGUAUUAUAGGAUACUGGCUAAAUAUCCGAAAGAACAAGCAGAAUCUGCUGUCAAAGCAGAUAGACCUGAGAGGUAAGGAGCCAGAAAAAGGUGUGCUGAUGUCCUACACAAUAUCAGACCUGAGAAUCCCACUGUCCUACGAGGUGCGGCUGGCCCCCAUCACCACCUACAGCACUGGCGACUAUGUCACCCGAAUUAUCCAGUACUCAGAGCCCUACACCUACCCAAGAUCUUCAGACCAAGUAUGUGGUUUUGAGGAUGGACAGAUCUGUGGUUUCUCUCAAGACCGGAGUGAUGUCUUUGACUGGACGAGACAGAAUAACCUGACACAGAAUCCAAAGCGAUCUGCCAAUACCGGCCCAGAAACCGACCGCAGUGGAACAAAGGAGGGGUACUACAUGUACAUCGAAGCAUCACGACCACGUGCUCCAGGGGACAAAGCACGUCUUCUGUCUCCACUUUUCAAUAUGUCUUCUGUGAAAGGCCCCAGGGGUUCUGCCCGAGUGCCGUACUGUGUCUCCUUCUACUACCACAUGAAGGGCAAACACAUUGGGACGCUCAACGUUCUUCUCAGAGUGAGAAGCAUUGCUCCUGUGGACACCUUGGUGUGGACAAAGUCUGGUCAUCAGGGCCCAAACUGGAAUAAAGCAUCCUUUGACAUCAGUCCCAGUGGACCUUUUCAGAUUGUGUUUGAAGGAAUUCGAGGCCAAAAUUUUGAGGGAGACAUUGCCAUUGACGACGUUUCCAUCACCAUAGGAAAGUGCAAGGAAGACGAAACUGUAGCCAAUGCAGUUCUGACCGAAGGAUCAUGCUCACGCCCGCUGGCCAGCUGGCUGACCUUUGGCCUCUGCUGCUUCUUUUCACUCCUCUACAGAUGAUGAGCACUUCCCACUGCACCAUGCCUGUCUGUGCUGACAGACGCUACCCUGAAUCGUGCUCUUUUACUUCUCUCUCUACCCCUCUUCCUGUCCUUUCCUCUGCAUACCUGUCUCCUCUCUUGUCCAUCCUCUUCACUCAGUGUCUCACUGUCUAGCAUCAAUUUCAUUCUUCUAGCUUGGACAAACACAAUGUCUUUGUCUAAUUUCUUCUCCUCUGCUUUCUUUAAAUACUUUAAUAUUUACACACAAUAUAACCAUCUUACGCUCAUAUCGUAUUUAAGGUUAACAUAUGGAACGAUCAGUGAGACUUAACAUUUUCUCCUCAUUCGCCUCAUUAACGUCAGUGUCAGUUUGUCACUUUAACCUCUGCUUCAUCAACCAUUUUUAUCUAUAACUACACCUUUCAUGUACCUCCACUCUCUUUAACCACUAUUCCUGACAGCGCCUCCAUCCUAUUCCCCAGACACACCAAAGUGUCAGACACUCUACCAAAGAUGACAUAGGACCUGAGGGAAUAAAAUGAGGGAAGAGGGAUUCCAGGAAGAAAGCAAAAGUAAGAGAGAAAGAGAAGAAAAAAAACUUUUUCCACAAAAACUACCACCUUCCUGUCCCAUCCUUUGGGACACUGAGGGCUCCUGAAGGACAAAGAGAGAUGAAGAAACUGAUGAAUGAAUGAAUAAACAAAUAAAUGAUUGAGGAAAAGACACACCUGAAUCAGAUUAUGGAAUCUGGGUGCUCCUGGUAGCCUGUCUGUUUGCUACAUGAGACGGACCUCAGUGCGGAGUAUACGUGUACAUUUAUCUAUCUAUUAAAUAUAACAGAGUUUAAACUAAAAACACAACUAGGACAGUGGAGGACUUUAUUAAGUGAAAUUAAAGAAGCACAACAUUUAUACGACCUCUGCUGUUCCUUUGGGUUUUAUUUUAAUUGUGUGAUGUUGGCAUUUGCUUGACGUUUUCAAUGUUUUUGAUAAUUUGAAUUUUUUGGUUUGUUUGUUUUGUUUUUCGUUUCGUUUCUAGGGGGUUGUUAGUAUUAUUAUUUUUUUGUUUUGCUUCUUGUUGUUUUUUAUGUUCAUUUUGUUCUGGCAUCCUAAAGGUCAAGGGCAAAGCAUAAUAAAGUAUUAUAUUCAUAUCUAUACAAGAAAGAACAGAUGAUUUAUGAUCCAGGACCUGAUUUGUGCACCUGGUGGGAAUACACAGAUGACCCAAGCCAUCUGGCUAGAAACCUCAACUUCAACUUUCUUCGCACAUACGGUACAGAAAACGCAUAUAGAAGCACACACAGGCAUACACACACGUUUUCUCUUGCUGGGAUCACAGUCAACCCUUCAGCUCACCUUCUGCCUGAAUAACAGCGAUGGAAAACCUUGGAUAGUCGCCUGAAUUUUCAAACAUUUCCAUUUAUUUUUCCAUUUUCAUGAAAAUAAGUCUGGAUUAAUCAGACAUAAGAGAACAUAAUCUAAUGUAAAUGAAAUGGUGGUGUUGUAAGGUAAAGAUAGAGAGUCUGAGCUCCAGGACUUCUUUCUUAACAGGUUUUUGUCAUGACUGGUUAUCACACACAGGUCUAUGUCAGUGUCAUGUGUGCAGUGUGAAGUUCAUCAGAUUCUUUGCCAUUAUUCAAUUAAUACUGAAUGUCUGUAAUCAAAAUGGUUUUCCUAAUAUCAUAGAUAUGAUUGUUAAAGUUAAGCAAUACUCUCAUCUAUCGAUCUCUAUAUACAUGUUACUAUUUGAUUUCAGUUCAGUUUGCAGAAUAGCCCGUGUCCAAAAAACAUCAUAAUAAACAUGUCAUUCAUAUUUUAUCAGUUUUGAUUUGUAAUUAAUAAUGCAGUUAGUAUCUUGGAAGAUGCAAAAGUUCAGUUGCAGCCAUUUUAAUUUAAUUGAAUAUGGUUGCUGUCUGUCUCUGUGCACCUCAUGUUCUUGUCUGUUUAUCAUCUUCAUUACAUGUGUGUUACAUGUCAGUCUGUCUAACAACGUAAGCACUGUUUCUGUAUUAUGUCACAGCGACUACAUCAUUGCAUUUUUUUGUUGUUUGUUUUUGUUGUCUUUAUUGUGGUCAGUAGAAAUUGUUUGAUUGAUGUUGUGAUCUAAAAUUUUACAUAAUGUAAAAACAUGAUGUGCCUAUUUGAUUUGACCUGUCAUGUUGGUGGCAGUGACCAUGCUUGCACAGGAUUUGUGUACAAUAUCAUAAUGUAUUAUUGAUGCAAAAUUGUGUUAAGCAUGUCGGACAAAUCUGAGAAUCCUCACAAACAGUGGUGUAUUAUAUUAAUAUUGAAGCCCUUGGACAUUUAUUGGUAUUAGAAAAUGCUCCCUACGUCUAAGCUUUAUCUCUUUCAUCAUACGUUUACUUUGAUCUGAUGAUUCACACAGUGGAAGGUGCAACAGGAAUGAAACAAAUAUUUUAGGUAAGCCUGACUGGCAUGGUUUCUUAUUUAGUCUACAAGAGGCUGAACAUUUUCAUUUUUUUGAUGUUUUGAUGUUCAAAAUACCUGGGAAUUCCUUUAAAUAUGACAUUGCAAAAUGUUUAAUGAUUAAUUUUAAUAUUUCCACCUUAUACUGUACAUCUACAUUUAUCAUCAGCUUAAGUUGUACAGCAUCAUAACCAUUAUCCAGUGCAGUAGCAGUAUUUCCUGCAUUUUGUAGGUCAAUACUUUGCCAGUACAAUAGUAAGCACAUUUUUAAAAUGUUAUAAAGCAUCGAUAUGCAUGACAUUUCCUUAUGUUAACUAUCUAGUCAUUCCUCAUAUUGUUUUAAUGGUAGCGGUAACUGGGAUAGGACUACUGUUGUAAUCACUGCAUUUGAAACAAGAGACUUUCUAAUUAAUGAUGGUAAAACUAUGGACCAUUGUCUUAAUUUUUUUUCUUAUUAUUAUAAUAAUAAAUACUAUUAUUUUCAUAUUAUUCUUUCCUUAUUAUUUGUGUCACCUUGAUACAAGGUGGAAUCUUUGUUAUAAGGAAACAGAAUAUCCAGAUAUGGGUACACUUAAAUCAGACCUUUUGUAAAGCCAUUCUUUUAUUAUUAUUAUUAUUAUUAUUAUUACUAUUAUUAUUUUAAUUUAUUUAUUUUGGCCAACAGUAAGAAUUAACACAUGGCAACAUUUCAUUAAAGUAAAUGUGUGAUGAGGAAAGGCAUAUUACUUCCAAUGUUUCUUCCAAAGCAGCACAAAGCAAUCAACUAUAUAUAUAUAUAUAUAUAUAUAUAUAUAUAUAUAAAUUCAUCUAAAUUUUAAAAAUUGUCCACAGAAUGU
Messenger RNA from Melanotaenia boesemani (Boeseman's rainbowfish), 6645 nucleotides. Its product is annotated as MAM domain-containing glycosylphosphatidylinositol anchor protein 1. Gene Ontology annotation, cellular component: neuronal cell body; plasma membrane; axon. NCBI's taxonomy places the organism in Eukaryota, Metazoa, Chordata, Actinopteri, Atheriniformes, Melanotaeniidae. The record is from RefSeq and is a predicted model, not a curated record. The transcript is spliced from 18 exons. Gene Ontology annotation, molecular function: protein binding; axon guidance receptor activity. Gene Ontology annotation, biological process: synapse organization; homophilic cell-cell adhesion. The coding region runs from base 529 to 3402 and encodes 957 amino acids.